Messenger RNA from Erythranthe guttata (spotted monkey flower), 807 nucleotides. RefSeq names its product pathogenesis-related protein STH-2. The record is from RefSeq and is a predicted model, not a curated record. Gene Ontology annotation, biological process: abscisic acid-activated signaling pathway; defense response. Gene Ontology annotation, cellular component: nucleus; cytoplasm. Gene Ontology annotation, molecular function: abscisic acid binding; protein phosphatase inhibitor activity; signaling receptor activity. NCBI's taxonomy places the organism in Eukaryota, Viridiplantae, Streptophyta, Magnoliopsida, Lamiales, Phrymaceae.
AAAAGUUAAAACAAUGCCUAUAAAUACCCUCUUCAAUUAUCUCCACAACUCAUCAACAAUCUAAUUUUAACUCUCAAAAAUCAAUUCUUUCUUUUAAUUAGCAAUUCAAAAAAGAAAAAAAUGGGAGUGAAGAGUUUUUUCCAAGAAAUGAAAGCCAAGGCAUCACCAUCAAGAAUGUUCAAGGCUUUGGUCACUGAAUCACACGACAUCGUCCCUAAAAUCACCACCUCGAUCGAGAGCAUCGUGACCGUCGAAGGAGAAGGUGUCACCCCGGGUUGCAUCAUGCAGACUAACUUCCCCGAGGGUGCACACUUCAAGUACGUUAAGCACAGAAUCGAUGCAGUCGACACGGAGAACUACGUGUGCAAGUACACAUUAGUCGAAGGAGAUGUACUUGGUGACAAGCUCGAAAAAAUCUGUUACGAAAUCAAAUUCGAGGCCUCCGAAGAAGGAUGCAAUAUUAAGGUGACAAGUGAGUACCACACGAAGGGUGAUUUCGUAAUUAAUGAUGAUGAAAUUAAAGCUGGGAAAGAACAAGCUUUGGGAUUGUACAAGGCUUGUGAAGACUAUCUCAUUGCCAAUCCUCAUGUUUGUGCUUGAUUAAUUAUUUAGUAUAUGUUUUCUAUUCUGGAUUGAUUAAAUCCAUGAUUAGAGAACUAUGUACUAUGUAUUAUGUUUGUUUGGUUUUCUUGUUUUUGUUUUGAGUGAAUGGAUGUAAUAAUCCUUAUAAUAAAGGAACACUAGCUAGUUCCUGUGUUUGUUUGCUUUUUCUGAUAUCUGAUUUCUAUGAGUAUAAAUCUUUGAUUA